This is a messenger RNA of Thalassophryne amazonica, 999 nucleotides long. RefSeq names its product P2Y purinoceptor 13-like. Gene Ontology annotation, biological process: G protein-coupled receptor signaling pathway; negative regulation of adenylate cyclase activity. The transcript has a single exon. NCBI's taxonomy places the organism in Eukaryota, Metazoa, Chordata, Actinopteri, Batrachoidiformes, Batrachoididae. The coding region runs from base 1 to 999 and encodes 332 amino acids. Gene Ontology annotation, cellular component: membrane. Gene Ontology annotation, molecular function: G protein-coupled purinergic nucleotide receptor activity. The record is from RefSeq and is a predicted model, not a curated record.
AUGCCAUCUAACAUCACAUCGCCUCUCUCCUCAUCAGAAUGCACCUUCAAUGUUGCAUCUGUAGAUGUGGCUUUCUCAUGUCUUGCCUUCUUAUUGUUUCCCAUUGCAUUCCUCCUGAACGCAGUAGCAGCUUGGGUGUCUCUGCACCUCCGCACCACCUCCACCUUCAUUGUGUACCUCAAAAACCUGGUGGUUGCUGACCUGCUCAUGACACUGACACUCCCACCAAUGGCCACUAGUGUGCUUCCAGGAGCCAGCACGGACCUAAAAGUGUUCACCUGCCGUUACUCCGACGUCAUUUUCUACUGCUGCUUAUACACGAGCAUUGCUUUAAUGGGUCUUAUUAGCCUCGACCGCUUCUUCAAAAUUGUUCGACCAUGUGGAAAGGUGUUCGGUCAAAACCUGAUGUUCAGCCGUGUAAUGUCCUCGUCAGUUUGGUUUGUGAUAUUUGGCAGCACAGCUAUCCCAACUGUCAUUCUAACUGACCAGAACCCUACUAAUGAUACAACAAAAGAUUUCUGUAUGUCCCUAAAAAGUGCAGCUGGUGUGACUCUCCACAAGUUUGUAGUUCUUUUCAUGGAGAUCCUUUUCUGGUUUGUCAGCAUACUGGUUGUGUUUUGCUACAUCUGCAUCACAAUGAAAGUCCUGCAGUCCUUCCGAAAGUCUGCGAGCACCAACAGCCAAGGAAAGAAAAAGACCAAGAUCCGGGUGUUUUUCAUUCUUUUUGUCUUUUUUGUGUGUUUCCUGCCACUCCACAUGAUACGGAUUCCAUUCACUCUCAAUGAAACACUUGAGGAGGACUCCUGCAGUCAGAUUUGGGUGAGUGUAAGUCAUAAGUUUGUUCUUUGGCUCUCCACCACCAACACCUGUCUGGAUCCUCUUCUCUACAUCUCCCUGUGUCAGGAAUACAAAGAAAAGCUGAUAGAAAUAGGGAAAGCCACAGGAAUCUGGAUGAACCUACGUUCAAAAGAAAGUCAGAUCCUUCAGAUUAAGAAGUAG